AUGUCCCUACUCAACAUCUUUGGCCGCCGCAAUGAGGCCUCGCCAACAUACAACCCUGUAUCGGAUGACGAGGACAAAUCUCUAUAUGAGCCAACACAAGCUACUAAAGCCGAGCUGGAAAGCCUCAAGCAAGCGAAUACGAAUCUGAAGCGUGUACUGGCCGUCGUUGCCGCCUUUUUCCUGGCCUUCCUCGCCAUCAUAGCGGUCAAAAGUUGGGAGUCGCACAAGGACAGCCUUCUGUUCCCACGCAUUCUCGGUUCGCCUGUACCGCCCAUGCCCAUGAAUGUCCAAACCUUCGAGCGCAAUCCUCUGUACGCCAACCGUCCAAGCUCUGAAACCGACGCAGCGUGGAACGCUCUCCUCCCCGAAGGACGCGGUUUUGUCUACGUGUCCGACUCACAAAGAUACUCCCUACCACCCGGCGAGCAGACCUUCUACGGCGAGAUAUACUCUGUAUCUUUGUUCCAUCAAUUGCACUGUCUGGGCCAGCUGCGAAAAUACUACUGGUUGUUGGUCGAUGGAGUAAUGAGCAACAGCACAAGUCUAAGACCUGUUGUGGAAGGUUUACUCGGACCUUCUGGCGAACACGUAUCGCAUUGUUUCGAUUACCUGCGGCAGACGCUGCAAUGUGCGGGCGACAUGGCUUUGGAAUGGCCGAGGAAAGAGGAAGAUGGGAGUAGGUUUGCUGUGGAUGGUUGGGGUAUUCCUCACGAGUGCAGGAGUUGGGACCACAUUGUCGAUUACAUGAAGGGAUCGUAUUUCAACCUUUCGAGCAACAACGAUAUCGCGCCUGACCACCCCAUGCAUAAAGAUGGCAUGGCGAGGGUAUAA
Aureobasidium namibiae CBS 147.97 is the source of this 831-nucleotide messenger RNA. RefSeq lists its product as uncharacterized. NCBI's taxonomy places the organism in Eukaryota, Fungi, Ascomycota, Dothideomycetes, Dothideales, Saccotheciaceae. The transcript has 3 exons. Gene Ontology annotation, biological process: mycotoxin biosynthetic process. The record is from RefSeq and is a predicted model, not a curated record. Bases 1 to 831 code for a protein of 276 amino acids.